UGGUUAUGUCCUUAAUCUAUUUGAUGUUUCUUAAAUACAAAAUCUGAUUGAUGUCUUUUGUUUUUGUAUUUUUUUUUUGUCUAAAUGUGGCCGGAAGUUGUGCCAGAUAAUUUGACUGUUGUUGCUCACGGAACGCUGGAUGGUGAAGGGGAGGAGUUACUGUUCGUCUUCAGCUGUGUUACCGCGCCGCGUAGGGAGACCCCAAGAAACCGAUGGACCCUACACCAACCUACACUUCAAAUAUCUGUCAUCAACAGGCUUCUUUAUGGCCGUAGCAUGUUACUGUUAUUUGUGGAGGAAAAUUCGUCGGAGAACUGUCCAUAAUGGUAAACCAAGAGGUAUUUGCACAUAGUGGAAACGUCAGGAAUUACGUCGUGGGCCCGAAGAAAAUGCCUCAUUUUUGGACGUUUGUUUUGCUUAUCUUCUCCAUUUUAUGUGAUGAGUUCUUUGCGCAAGAUGAAAACCGCGUGGUGUUCUCCUUUGGGACCUUCCAGAACGUGAGCGUCCCUGAGAAUGGGUCAGUGCAGGUGGUGGUCUCCAGGAUCCCCACGGAUGUCUCCUUCAUCACGCUGCAGUUCCACACGCAGCACCACAACGCCACGCUGUCUUACAACAGGGUCCCGCUGCCUGGCUUCUCCCUCACCGCUGCUGAUACUGGCCUGCUGUCCACCCUCACGCCCACUCAGUCCUCGCUGUCCUGGUUCCUGCUCUCGCCCGACGGAGACAUGGUGGCCGGGACCGGCGUCAUUCUGCCCUACACAAACAGAGAUCCCGUGCCUGGAGCCUGUAACAUGGAGUUCGACCUGGACAUUGACCCAAAUGUCUACCUGCACUACAACCUUUUUGAGACCAUCAUCACUUUUGCUCCAGCAAAUAUUGGAUAUGUUCGAGGGGCCAGUCCACCAGAGUGUGACGUAGACACGGGCCCAGGUACUCGCUGGCGUCUGGAGUACGACAUCUACCAGUACUUCCUACCAGAGAGUGACCUCUCGGAGCAGAGCCUCAUCGUCAGCCUGGAGAGGGUGGCCAACGUCCUGAGCCUCAGGGAGCAUGGGAAGAGGGUCAUUACUCUGACCUCCAAUGACCGAACAACCAUGGCCUUCUCCUCCAUCCCGGGGCAAGGGGUGAUCUACUCCGUCAUCGUGAGGGACCCGCUCCUCAACACCUCAGCCUCCUACAUUCCAGCCCACACAUAUGCCUGCAGCUUUGCCUCCAAGCUGGAUGACUGUGCAACUCUAGGUAAAAUAUCCACCAAAGUUUUCUUCACUAUUGUGGGUGUGGCAGGACUCAUCGUGUGCUUUUUUGGACACCGCUUCUUCAAAUGUGAGCUGUUCUGCAUGGGGUUUGCAUUUUCUGCUUUUUUCUUCUUUGUCCUCAUCACCCGGACCACCACACAGGACUAUGACAUUCGCCUGGCUUUGACGGCCCUGAUUGGCACAGUCGGAGGCGUGUUCCUGGUGAUGUGCUGGUGGCGGUUUGGCUCAGUGAUGGCUUGCGUCAUGGUGGUCGGACUCCUUCUGGGCUUCCUGCUUGCGUCAUCCGUUUUUUUCACUCCACUGGGCGACCUGGAUGUGUUCCGCUCAGAUGCGGUCUUCUGGGUGACAUUUUGCUGCUUUGUGCUCGUUGUGCCCAUCCUCUUUGUGCGCUGGCCAAGAGAGGGUAAUAUAAUCGCAUGUGGGGUGGCGGGUGCCUAUGCAGUGGUGUUGGCCGUGAACGCCUACAUAUACACCAGCCUGUCAUAUAUCACCCUGGACAUCCUGAAGCGUUUCCUAAACAACAACUUUAACCGAGCCUUCAUCUCUGUGCCCUUCCAAGACAUUGACUUCAUCCUGAUCACAGUGUGGGUAGUGCUGGGCGUCUCGGGCAUCGUCCUACAGCUGUACCGGGAGCGCAACCGCCCCUUCUUCCCACCCAGCCCUUACCUGAUGUGGCGCCAGGGACGGGAGCGGCGCAAGACCAACGUCCUGGACCCCAGCCACCACACGCCGUCCUUCCCCACCCGUCUCAUUGACCGCAUCCGCCAGCUCACCUGCCGCCCGGAGCCCGCUGGAGAGAGCACCCCCCUCCUGCUGUGACGACUUCCGGAAACUUCUGACUGCAGUGUGCAGACUGUAACAGCCUAUCUAGUAGUCGCCCCUCGAGCCCUCAAGUCUCUCAACCAGUCACAGGGCCCUGAUGGUGCUGCCCCUGUUUCAAUCCGCAGAGGUCUAAACCAGUCCCUUGGGUUUGCGAUUUGGGCCAAAUUCAAGACGGUGCUCAUAGUCAGUCUCUUUCUGUGUAGAGAAAGGGACAAAGAUGAAGAACCAUGUUUGUGCAACAUAAUCUGCUGCAGACAAACUUGUACCCAGCCCAGUGUUCCUAGCUAGACAGACCACAGAGGCAGACCCUAAACAACAACAGCAGCAACAGCAGCAGGCUGGCAGGAAGACACGGGCAAUUCCUGUGAACACUGUAGGUUUCGUUUUGACACUGCGCCGCGUGCUGUGUCACAUUGGGUAGUCAGGGUCAGGGUCUGUCCCCUCAGUGCUGCCAAACUUCGCUGUGCCUCAGCUUGGGUUUCUGGUGUUCUGCCUACUCUGUGUUUUGCGCAGACCUUAAGGGUCAUCUUGCAGCCAGCCUUCAAAUCUGCUUAGGCAGCAGAGUUUGAUCUGAGGGGCGGCCCUGACGGAAAGCCUGCACACCUGUAACUUCAGCGCCACCUUGUGGACCCGGCCGUGAAACAGCCCUCUUGGUAACGCUUCAUCCUGGGAGUAGUGCGGGCAAGAUGAAGAUGGCACCUCAGUGUGCUCGUCUGAGAGGAGUGCUGUUUUGGGGGAAUAGAGCUAGACACUUUGACACUCUCUGUCGAUCCUAGAAAGAGUAGCUAACUGGUAAGUUCAGUUAACAGCAUCCCCUCAUGAGUUUAAAAAAAAAGUGCUGUGCUUAACAGAGGCCCCUUUCUGCCAAAGACUAUGGUAGACAUUGAAUUUGCAAUACCUUUAGUUUUAACUACAUGUGGUCAAAGUGGUAUUAAAAUGUGUUUUGUUAACCAAAGGUCCAUAGCCACAUCACACUGGAAGUAUAUAUGGCAGGAGCUAGAACAAGUUGAUCAGAUGGAGAAGGCAUCAUUAAUACAAAGACUAGCCAUCAGUAUGUGCAUGUAUUAGUGUACUAAUUCAACAAUAGUGAUCAGUGUAGCAUAACCAAUGCUUUAAAAAGGGUUUUACUUUUGAACAGAUGACCACUUGAAAUCAAUGACGAAGCCUAGCCUGUUGAACUGUGGUUGUUUUUAUGACGGGUCAGUAUGUUAAUAGAUUUGACAACCACUAUGCCUAAUUUAGUUUCAUGGUGUAAGGCUGGCAUUGGGGGUUAUUCCUGUAUGGCACCAUGUUAAAUUUGAUGUCGCCUUGCCCAUUGUGAACACAUGUGCUAAUCACUGACACUUGACAGAUUUGUAGUAUUUCUGUGGUGUUUUUUUUUUUUUUUUAAUGCUCUGUAAAUCCACUUUUUAACCAUCAUGUUUUUACAAUGCCACACGUUCACUGAGCAGGGUUGACAUUUUGAUGGUAGUUAUGGAUUAUUUUCUCUAGUCUAACAGUGUUCAUGUAUUUUCAAAGAAAAAGAGCCAACGGUGUUGGGCAUGUUGUCAGCAACAGGCCUCUGAGACAGACUAGACUUGUAAUGCUAGCCAAGAAAAUCUUUGAUUUUACUCUAUAGAUUGUCCUCAACAUGGCUUAUCCUGUUGUAGGGAAGACGAGAGGGAGAAACUGAUUUUAUUACUACAAAACUGAAAUCAAACCGGCAAGGUAUUUUUUGCUGGGUUUUGAACCAAACUCAUUUAGCACUAAUGUUUGUACAGAUGCUACUCAGGGACUCAUGACUUUAUCUCCCCUCUCUACAGCCUUUAGAUAGAGAUGUAUUGUCCAGCACAACUGGACGUUUUCAAAUAGGAUGUGCCAAUAUGUUUGUGUUUGCGACAAAUUCAGGUGUGAGGCCACCUACUCAUCUCCACCUGUCUAUCCAGGGAAUUUAGUGCUGAGUCGUGUUAGAGAGUGCCCCACCCAUCUGCCGUGUCAAAGUAUGUGUUUAUGACGCAUUAUUUGUGGUGCAGGAAGGGGGCUCCAAUGGUGCAUUUUGAACACAGCAAUUUUUUAGGUCUUUUGACCGUGGAAAUGAUGAAAAGUGACAAACAUUACAUUUACAAUAGAUUUCUCACACUUUCUGAGAGGAGCUCCUAAACUCUAAGUGCCUUUAUUCCCUCUUACACGGGUUCUCAUCACAGUUAGUGUUUCCCUUUCAAUGAGCACUUCACUUGGUCCCUUUACUGACUACAAGCACUUCACUUGGUCCCUUAACUGAGUAACUUGUCACUGAAAUCCUUUCUUUGCACCUAGUUGGAUUCUGUUAAAUCUUUAAAGUAUUUGAUAUAGGUCAAGCAAUUCUUCUGAGAAUGUUAUUAAGUCCCAUUCAAAACAUACAUUUUUAAUGAAAUGUUUUACUUGUUUGUACAUGUGUGAUUGAUUUAGCUAUUUUAAGUUUUUUUCAAUAAAGGUGUAACUGUUUUCUGUA
Messenger RNA from Clupea harengus (Atlantic herring), 4548 nucleotides. It is a transcript of the gene tm7sf3, whose product is annotated as transmembrane 7 superfamily member 3. Gene Ontology annotation, cellular component: plasma membrane. Gene Ontology annotation, biological process: negative regulation of programmed cell death. NCBI's taxonomy places the organism in Eukaryota, Metazoa, Chordata, Actinopteri, Clupeiformes, Clupeidae. The record is from RefSeq and is a predicted model, not a curated record.